Dryobates pubescens (Downy woodpecker) is the source of this 717-nucleotide messenger RNA. Its product is annotated as pulmonary surfactant-associated protein A. The transcript has 3 exons. The record is from RefSeq and is a predicted model, not a curated record. The coding region runs from base 43 to 645 and encodes 200 amino acids. NCBI's taxonomy places the organism in Eukaryota, Metazoa, Chordata, Aves, Piciformes, Picidae.
GCCUGACAAAUAUCUGGGUUUCCAGAGCUGGCCUAAGCAAUCAUGUUGUCUUACUCAUCCUGCAUGAUCCCAGCGGUAGCUGCUUUGCUAGUGACUUGCCAUGCGCUGCGUGAAUGUCCAGGAAAUACUGAACUACCUGAAAUCCCUGCACUGCCCCAAAGAGAUGAUCUGAAAGGACAGUCACAUCUAAGUUUACCCAAUUCUCUGGACACCGAUCCCCUCGAUGUUAUAGCAGAUUUGAAACACCGACUUUGCAGACUUGAAGGCGUGCUUGUUUUAAAUGGCAAAAUAAGAAAAGCAGGAGAUAAAAUAUUUGCCAGCAAUGGGAAGAAAGUUGAUUUUGCAUCUGCACUAGGAUCCUGUGAAGAGGCUGGAGGAACUCUUGCAACUCCCAUGAAUGAGGAGGAGAACCAAGCUGUUCUGAGCAUUGUGAAACCGUAUAACCAAUAUGCUUACUUGGGCAUUAAAGAGGGUGAGACUCCAGGUCAAUUUAAGUACAUAAAUGGCAUGCCUCUGAGUUAUACCAAGUGGUACAAAUAUGAGCCUAACGGCAAAGGGACAGAAAAAUGCGUAGAGAUGUACACCGAUGGGACCUGGAAUGACAAAAGAUGUAACCUGAACCGCCUCACAGUCUGUGAAUUUUAAAGAAUGGCUUUUCAACCACCUCAGAAUACGGAGAUCAUUAAAUACCCUGUCUCAGGUUUAUGCAAUUUCUGC